Molecule: messenger RNA, 3447 nt
Organism: Xiphophorus couchianus (Monterrey platyfish)
Lineage: Eukaryota; Metazoa; Chordata; Actinopteri; Cyprinodontiformes; Poeciliidae
Exons: 2
Coding region: 12-2048 (678 amino acids)
Source: RefSeq, a predicted model, not a curated record
ACAUCACUGCCAUGUUGGUUCAGCAAAACCAAAACUCUGUCUUGCCACCAAGAAACAUCCCUGUUUUCGAUGGUGAUCCUCUUCAAUAUGGGUCAUUUAUAAGAGCGUUUGAGAACAGCGUGGAGGCCAAAACGUCUAAUUUGAGUGACUGUUUGCACUUUUUAGAACAAUACACUAGGGGGCAGCCUAGAGACCUUGUGCAUAGUUGCCAGCAUUUGCCGUCAGAACUGGGCUAUCCUAGAGCUAAAAGUCUUCUUUCUGAACAUUUUGGAAACGAAUAUAAAAUUGCGCAGGCCUACAUGGACAAAAUUAACAACUGGCCAGCUAUUAAAAAUGAGGACAUUAAAUCACUGCAAGCAUUUUCUCUGUUUCUUAAGGGAUGCUCAAAUUUAACAGAAUAUGUUACUCAUUUGAAAGAAUUGGACUUGCCAUCAAAUAUGAGGAGCAUAAUCCUAAAGCUUCCCUAUAAAAUGAGAGAGAGCUGGAGAAAUGUAGCCUGUGACCUGCAGGAACACAGGGGUCAGAGGGCAUUAUUCAUUGAUUUGGUUGUUUUUAUUGAAAAACAAGUUAAAGUUGUAUCUGAUCCACUGUUUGGUAACAUUAUAGAUCUUCAACAGCUCAACUCUAAAAACACCCACAGCAGCUUUACCAAACAGAAGAAAAGGGGGAAUAGUUUUGCUACAAAUGUUCUUGCAGUAAAAAAUGAAGAUCCAUCUGAAAAUAAGAACAAGUCCUCAAAGGGUUAUCGCUGUUUGUAUUGUCUCCUAAGUAAUCAUACAAUUGACAAAUGCUUUAAGUUUAAAGACAAGUCACAUAAAGAUAAAGUGAACUUUAUUAAGGAAAAGGGAAUGUGUUUUGGCUGCUUAAAGGUGGGUCACAUAAGCAGUGAAUGCAGAGGUCGCUUGGUCUGUUCUGUUUGUCACCAGCAGCAUCUCAGUGUCCUGCACAUCGACAAGGAGAGUAUAGAGGUUUUCUCCAGACAUCUACAGAAUCCUCCAAGUACCACCUCCACAAUGACUCAGACCUGUGGUCAUGUCAGGGUCUGUGAUGAAGAUAACUCAAACCUUUCUAUUGUUGCAGUUCAAGUCAGGAGUCCAAAAACCAACAUCACUGUGCAGACGUAUGCAUUUUUGGACCCAGGAAGCACAGGAACAUUCUGCACUGAAAGUUUGGCCUGGAAGCUGCAACUGAAAGGUAAAAGAACAAGCAUCCAACUGCAAACAAUGGGACAUAAAGACAUUGUGAGUACAAACAUCAUCUCUGGACUUCAAGUGGCAGCACUUGAUAGAAAUGAUUUCAUUGACCUUCCAGAUGUCAUGACACAGAAACUAAUGCCUGUUUCAAAGCAAAAUGUUCCACAACAGGAGGACAUCGACAAGUGGCCAUACCUGCAAAGCAUCAAGCUCCAUGACAUAGAUGCUGAUGUAGAUCUGCUCAUUGGCACAGACGCACCUAAAGUAAUGGAGCCAUGGGAGCUGAUCAACAGUCAGGAGGAAGGCCCAUAUGCAGUUUGGACCCGAGUUGGAUGGGUCAUCAAUGGUCCACUCCGGAGUGAAAGGAACAAAACAGGCUAUCAUGCUUUCACUGUAAACAAGAUUUCUGUUAAACAUCUGGAAACAAUGUUGAUUGAACAAUACAAUCAUGAUUUCAAUGAAAAAACAUCCCAAGAGCAAAUUGAAAUGUCUAGAGAAGACAUCACGUUCAUGAAUAUCAUGAAUAAUUCGGCACAAUUAAAAAAUGGACACUAUUGUAUUGAUUUGCCUUUUAAAUCUGAAAGUUCCGUCUUGCCUAUUAAUCGUUGUGUUGCAGAACAACGUCUUCUGAGCCUGAAAAGAAAGUUUAACAUGAACAGCACCUUUAAGAAAGAUUACAUUGCAUUUAUGAAUGACAUGCUAUGUAAUGGAUAUGCUGAAAUUGUACCUGAUGAUCAAUUAAUGGGCAAUGAGGGCAAGGUGUGGUACAUACCCCACCACGGUGUUUAUCACCCACGAAAAGGCAAAUUAAGAGUUGUUUUUACUGUGCCGCAACAUUCAAGGGAACCUCACUGAACUGCCAGCUGCUACAAGGACCUGAUCUGACUAACUCAGUUGUGGGAGUUCUUCUGCGUUUCAGACAAGAGCCAAUAGCAGUUAUGGCAGAUAUUUAAGCUAUGUUCCACCAGGUUCAUGUUCCAGAGAAACACAGAGACUGUCUUCGCUUCCUCUGGUGGCCCAAUGGUGACACAUCGCAAGUUCCACAGGAAUAUCGGAUGACAGUACAUCUGUUUGGAGCAGUGUCCUCCCCAAGCUGUGCAAAUUAUGCAUUAAGAAGAACAGCAGAAGAUAAUGCUCAGCAGUUUCCAGCUGAAGUGGUCAGUACAAUCAAGCAUAAUUUUUAUGUGGAUGACUGCUUAAAAUCUUUGCCUACAGAAGAGGAAGCAAUAAAGUUUGUUCAAGAUUUGACAUCUCUUUGCAAUAAAGGAGGAUUUAAGCUCUCAAAGUGGCUCAGUAACAGUCCCGCCGUUCUGCAAAUGGUUUCGGGCAACACCAAAGCAAAAGAAAUGUUAGAAAUGGAUUUGGAGCUUCCAAUGGAACGUGCACUUGGAUUGCAGUGGUGCAUUCAAAGUAACUCCUUUAAAUUUAAAGCUUCCCUUCCAGAGCGGUCUCGCACAAGAAGAGGAAUACUGUCAGUGGUGAGUUCACUGUACGAUCCCUUGGGGUUUCUUGCUCCCUUCAUCAUCACUGCUAAAUUGCUUUUACAAGAGCUCUGCAGGAGAAACUUGGGCUGGGAUGAUGCAGUUCACCAUAAUUUUUCCAAACAAUGGACCGACUGGCUGGAUGACCUGAAGAAGAUCUCAAAGUUUGAAGUAAGUCGCUGCAUUACACCUAAAAAUUUUUGUCCUGUUACAGCACAACUCCACCAUUUCUCCGAUGCCAGCCAAGUGGGGUAUGGUACAGUGUCGUAUAUAAGAUUUCAAAAUGAGCAUCAUGUGCAUCUGGCAUUCCUCCUAGGAAAGGCCAGAGUCGCUCCCCUCAAGCAGACAACCAUCCCUCGACUGGAGCUCACUGCAGCCGUCCUUGCUGUACGACUGGACCAACUGCUUCAUAGAGAACUGCAUCUUCUCUGUGAAGAUGUAAUUCUGGAGGCAUCUGUUUUUUGGACAGACAGCACCACUGUCCUAAAAUACAUUUGUAGUGAAGCAAAGAGGUUUCAUACCUUUGUUGCAAACAGAGUGUCAAUCAUUAGAGAAGCUACAUUAGCUAACCAGUGGAGAUAUGUGAAUUCCAAAGACAAUCCAGCAGAUGAAGCAUCAAGAGGGAUGAGAGCAGAGGACUUCUUGGAGCACAGCAAGUGGAUUGAUGGUCCUGAGUUUCUGUACGACUCUGAAAACAAAUGGCCUAAGUUGGGUGUAAAGUAUGACUCACUUCCUGUUGCUGAUGCUGAAAUAAAAAAGGAUGUGACUGUUAA